Polypterus senegalus (gray bichir) is the source of this 2128-nucleotide messenger RNA. RefSeq names its product gastrula zinc finger protein XlCGF17.1-like. Lineage: Eukaryota; Metazoa; Chordata; Cladistia; Polypteriformes; Polypteridae. Gene Ontology annotation, biological process: regulation of cytokine production; negative regulation of transcription by RNA polymerase II; regulation of immune system process. The transcript is spliced from 4 exons. The record is from RefSeq and is a predicted model, not a curated record. Bases 227 to 1453 code for a protein of 408 amino acids.
ACAGAAGUUGGCGUGCGCCUCGUGUCAGCUGCUUGUAAGCAGUUAACGUGAUGGUGGGUUCUUGCUGUUGAAUCAGACGACUUUAAAAACCUUCAAAUCACCCAGACGUAGAAGGUCAUCACAGCGGAUCAUCCAUCUCUGUUUUCAUCUCUCUUUCGGUCCUUUACAUCAUUUUCUGCCACACCGACCGUCUUCAUGUCCUCCGUCACCUACACCUCUUCCCUUCAUGCCUGCCGGUUCCAUCCUCCACACUUUAUCUGAUGGACCCCACAUCUCUCCUCUACAUGUGCCCAAACCUUCUCAAACUCCUCUCUCUCACUUUGUCACUCUUGGACCUAAACCUAAGCUAAUAAGCAGUGAAGAAGCUGCUGCCAUUUGUUGUAACGCCAAGAUGGAUGUCACCGAGGAGAAGUUUGAGGCUAAUAUGAAUAGCAUGGAGAUAAUGACUGUGAGUAUAAAAGAAGAGGACUGUGAAUGGGAGUCUGUCAACCUCGAGCAAGAGAGUCUAGGCAUUAAGGGUGAGGAUUAUGAACUGGUGACCGUGGGCAUUAAAGAAGAGGCUGAGGAGAUGGCCGACAACUUUGACGUGAGGUCUGAAGCAUUGCAGUUGGACACAAAGAAGAAUGUGGGAAUGUCAUCAGUUAGAAAUCUGGAAAAUCGACCAUCAUCAUCCGGAGACAAACCUCACUGCUGUUCUGAAUGUGGCAAACGUUUCUCAAAACUCUCAAAUCUUCAUACCCACACCAGAAUUCACACCGGAGAGAAGCCGUACUGCUGUUCUGAGUGUGGGAAACAAUUCACACGAUUAGCCAGUCUUCAGAUCCACACAAGAAUUCACACUGGAGAGAAGGUUUAUUGCUGCUCAGAAUGUGGCAAAUGGUUUCAACACGAGUGCAGUCUUAGGAGGCACAAAAUAAUUCACACUGGAGAGAAACCGUAUAGCUGUUCUGAAUGUGGCAAGCGAUUCUUACGGAUCAACAGUCUUCAGACCCACACAAGAAUUCACACCGGAGAGAAGCCGUAUUGCUGUUCCGAAUGUGGGAAACGAUUCACACGAAUCACCGGUCUUCAGACCCACACAAGGAUUCACACCGGAGAGAAGCCAUACUGCUGUUCAGAAUGCGGCAAGCAGUUUUCUGAAAGGAGCACUUUUCAGAAGCACAAAAAAAUUCACACAGGAGAGAAACCAUACUUUUGUUCUGAAUGUGGAAAACAGUUUUCACACAAGUCCAGUCUGAGGAGGCACAAAAGAAUUCAUACAGGAGAAAAGCCUUACUGCUGUUCAGAAUGUGGCAAACGGUUUUCACACAAGUGUUAUCUUCAGACUCACGAAAGAACUCACAUGAGAGAGAAGCCAUAUUGCUGUUCUGAAUGUGGAAAACGAUAUUCAGUGAAGAAGAGUCUUUUGGCACACAUUAGCACUCAUUCCGUUGAUAAUGAGCACACCAAGUAAAUUUGAAGGAAUUAACCCAGAGAGAGGCCAUUCUGAGUGCGGAAUUGACUCUCACAAAAGAGCCAUCUUCGAGAGCCGCAGAGGAAUUCACAGUGUAGCCCCAACAACAACGAACAGAGCGUACUGUGAUCAAGAAAACGAGAGGACUCGACACGGUCUUGUGAUUAGUUGAAGAUGAUUACGAGUUUGUUUACAGCAACUUUUAUGUAACAAAUCCAUUUUCCACUUAAAGGAUACACCAGGACAGCAUGCAGAAAACGAUCAUCCAGAUCAGGAGUCUUUACAUCCAAAUUAAGUAAGAUGACUGACACAGCCUUUACAGCUCUGUUUGAAAUAAUUGAUAGAAAGAAAGCAAAUAAGUCAAAAGAAAUUGGAGAGAACAGCAAAAAAUAAUACAGAGGAGGUAAAAAGCCUAGUUUAUACCAACAUUGAUGUAUCCUAGGUCAUUUGUAACAACUGAACCAUCCGAAAGCAACCUCCGAAUUGCUGUGAGCUGAAAGAUCCUCAACCCCAACACACACAACCACCGGUUCCAGAGGGCAGUUCUGAUAUUGGCGCCUACCAUCUCUACAGUGUGGUAUGACGGCACGUCAACAUACGUUAGAAUUUACUAACAUGCUAGACUAGGGGUGCCCAAUACGUCGAUCGUGAUCCACCGGUAGAUCAGAAAGGUAG